Messenger RNA from Dacryopinax primogenitus, 1785 nucleotides. RefSeq lists its product as uncharacterized. NCBI's taxonomy places the organism in Eukaryota, Fungi, Basidiomycota, Dacrymycetes, Dacrymycetales, Dacrymycetaceae. Bases 67 to 1785 code for a protein of 572 amino acids. The transcript is spliced from 2 exons. The record is from RefSeq and is a predicted model, not a curated record.
GCCCUGUGGGAAGUCCAAGAAAUCGCUCAUCAUCCCCCUCUCAGCCCACGUCGGGCACCCGCAAGGAUGCACCGCGCGCUGCAAAUCCCCGAAAUCCUGCAGCUCAUUUUCUCCCAUCUCGCACACGACGACCUCGCCAUCCUCCUCCGAACCUCGGGCUUCUUCUUUUUCCCUUCGGCGAGUCAGCUAUGGGCGAGCGUGGACACAGAAGCGCUCAUGUGCCUCGUGAACCUCUUUUUGGACACAGAGGAGGUUAAGAAUCCCACUGCUACCUCAAAACGUCACUAUUCCAUCGCCUCGCGCAUGCGACGAUUCCAGAUGUAUGCGCCGCUGAUUCAGACGCUCGACUUGGACCUCACGAGCGGGGUGGAUGAGGAGGGCGAGUCCGAGGAGUUGAACGACGACUACGCCCACCUUUCACUAACCGCAAUCGCCACGCUCACCCGGACAUCUGCCCUCCUCCCGGGACUGAGGAGUCUGCAUUAUACGACGCUCGAAGCCGAGCACCUGAACAACGUCCUCCUCUUCCUUGCGCCGAGCUUGGAGGAACUGUACGUCAAGACAUUCCACUGCGAUGACCAGUACUGGGGGAACGCCGAGGCAGACUGGGCGCUUCCCGUCGGAUGCCUACUCGAGGCACUUCCACGGCUCUGCCCGCGUCUGCGCAAGCUCUCCCUCGCAGCGCACAUGCCUCGAACAAGCAUCCACCUGAGCACAGUCAUCAGCCUGGUGACGAAGCUCGCAUUCCUCGAGUGCUUCGAGUGCGACUUUAUCGGUCUACACCCGACACUGCUCGGUGCGCUCGCCCGCCGACCCGCGCUCCAGGAACUCAGAGUAGGAUACUACAACGUCGAUAUCCUCGGCGAGCAAGUUGCCUACCAGCUCGUGUGCCACCCGCCCUUCCCCGCUCUCCGUUCCCUCCACCUCUCCGCGAACCAACACAUAGCACCCAUGUUCCUCAAGCUCAUCCCGCCCCAACUGCACUCCCUCACGCUGGACAUAGGUGCCGAACCCUUCACCCCUGAAGCACUGGCAUACAUAGCAAGCAUGGUCGCUGCUGGCCAGCCGCACCUGCGCGCUCUCUCCCUCACAUGCAGGGACUUCGACUACGGCGCAGACACAAGUGUGGACUUUGACGUUUUUGCCCCUCUGUUGCAGAUCAAGUCCAUAACACAACUCGAGCUGUCCUACCUCGCAGCGACUCGCCUCGCUCUCGCAGAUACGCACGUAGCAGCGAUCGGGAACGCCUGGCCCGCACUCGAAGUCCUCAACUUGCAGUGGAACGAUCGGCUCGCCACAGGCUCAGGAGGGCUAGCAGACGAGAGUGCGCUGACCCUCUCCGCCCUCGCUGUGCUCACAACCCGCUGCCGGCGGCUAGAGCGAGUCGAGCUACGCGCAUUAAAUAUCUACCAUAUCCCUCCUCCGCCCCCUAUCGCCCCCGUCCAAGCGCAUGUCGAGCUCCGCCUCACACAUGGAAGAGUACACGUCCAGCCCGAACUGCUCGCCGCCUUCCUCUACACCCUCUGGCCCCGGAUCCAGAUGACAGGCCCGUUCAUCUCCCUCCCGCACGCGCCAGCCCAGGUCACGGCGGACGCUGUGCCCCUCCCGCCGGGGACGACGGAUACGGACCGGGAUCGGGAGAAGUGGAUCACGAUCCGGGGGAUGAUUGCGAGUAUGCGGUGUCAGCAGAUUAUGGAGGCUAGGAAGGGCGCCACGCCUGAGAGGGUGAGGGAGAGCUUUGAGCCCAAGUACAGGGAUCAUCUGCUUAGUCCGGCGACGAUCUAG